Cuscuta epithymum is the source of this 1329-nucleotide messenger RNA. NCBI's taxonomy places the organism in Eukaryota, Viridiplantae, Streptophyta, Magnoliopsida, Solanales, Convolvulaceae. The record is from the annotation of a GenBank genome assembly.
GUGGGAGCAGCGCCAGGGGUGGGGAUGCCGAUGAGGCAGUGGACGUUAUUGAUGCGGUCCCCCUGAAUGAGCGUCCUGCUGAUUAUGAUUCUGGAGAGGAAGCCGAAUCCGGUUCUGAUAUGGAGGUGUACGAUCUGGGCAUCCCCACGGAUAUGGAGCGCCACAUCUGCCCGAUCAGGAGCGCCCUUGACCACGACCAAGUCCUCUCCCGCGUGGCCCUCAAUAAAAUCCGUACCUUCCUUCCUCCACCGUUCGUCUGGAGUGUGAGAGGCGCUGAGCAUGUGAUGAGGAGACGUCCGGGGAUGAUCAUGCUUCACCUGGAUUCCGUUGAAGCCGGGCUGCGGUUUCCACUUCAUGCGUUCUAUGUGGAGUUCUUCCACUGUUUCCAGGUGGCCCCGGCGCAAUUCAUGCCAAAUUCUUAUAGAUUCAUAUCGGCCUUCUUGGUGCGCUGCAAACUUGCGGGGGUCGAUGCCACUCUGGAGCUCUUCCACUAUUUCUACCGCGUCACUCCCCAGAAUGCCGACGGGUAUCUGAGCGUGGCCGCACGUCCUGGGAGGCGGCUGUUCAAGAGCUACCCCUCGUCCAUCCACGACUGGAAGAACCGCUUCUUCUUCCUUCGAUACGACGGGCCUCCUCUCCCUCUCCGGUGGAAUGGGUAUCCCCCAAAGAUUGAGUCACCGGAGCCGACCGACGAUCUGCUUUUGGAUGCGGAGAAGGUGUUGGAGGGUGGCGUCCGUCCCAUAGCCGGGUAUCUGACCUUCGAGGCACUCUCCGGGGCAGGCAUAGGUUCUCCGCCAGAUCGAGACCAGAUGAAUCACGCCGAGUGUUUGAAGACAAGGAAGGCCAAAGCGGCCGCUGCUAAAGCCGCACUGGCGAAAGCCAAGAAUGCCCCCGCCCCGGAGUCCAACUCCUCGGCUUCUGACGCUGCCCGGCGAACCGCCGAGGGUGAGCAGCACCUGAUUGCCACUAUGCUGGCUCAGGGUUCCGGGGCCCCUGCUCUUGAAGCUGCCCUUCCACCGCCGGCCGUCCCGUCGAAGGCGGCUCCUCAAAAGGGGACGGAGAAGGUCCCCGAAAAGAAACAAAAGAGGGGCCGCGAGGCAGUCUCCACCGGGCCCCUGCUUGAAGAUGCCGGCUCCUUGCCAUUGAGCCGCCCGGCGGAAGAGCUUUGGAGGGAGAUGGCCCUCAAGGCUGGCCUAGAGCUGCCCAGCCGUUCGUCUUCUGAGGCGACCAGCGCUGCCCUGGCAGCCGCUCUUCAGUCUGGGCUCCUUGUCCUUCAAGCUGAAGCUGCCCGGGAGGCCGAUCUCAAGGAGGCCAAGGCUAAGGCCGAUG